CUCCCGGGGCGAGGUUGGGUCAAAGGUCAGAAGGCGGAGGCGCGCCCAAGAUGGCGGCCUCCAUGUGCGACGUGUUCUCCUUCUGCGUGGGCGUGACGGGCAGUUCCCGGGUGUCCGUGGAAGUCCGUUUUGUGAGCAGCGCCAAGGGAAAGGGGCUAUUUGCCACACAGCUGAUCCGGAAGGGGGAGACCAUCUUCAUAGAACGGCCGUUGGUGGCUGCACAGUUUCUCUGGAAUGCACUUUAUCAUUACCGAGCCUGUGACCACUGCCUGCGGGCACUGGAGAAGGCAGAGGAGAACGCCCAGAGGCUGGCAGGGAAACCAGGCCAGGCUCUGCCUCACCCAGAGCUGUGCACCGUGCGCAAAGACCUGCACCAGAACUGUCCCCACUGUCAGGUGGUGUACUGCAGUGCAGAAUGUCGGCUGGCAGCUGCUGAACAGUACCAUCAGGUCCUGUGCCCAGGCCCAUCCCAAGAUGACCCCUUACACCCUCUCAAUAAACUGCAGGAGGCGUGGAGGAGUGUCCACUACCCACCUGAAACGGCAAGCAUCAUGCUGCUGGCCCGGAUGGUGGCCACAGUGAAACAGGCUAAAGAUAAGGAUCGCUGGAUCAGGCUCUUUUCCCAGUUUUGUAAUAAAACAGCCAACGAGGAGGAAGAAAUUGUCCAUAAACUCCUAGGGGACAAAUUCAAGGGCCAGCUGGAACUUCUACGGAGACUUUUCACAGAGGCCCUUUAUGAGGAAGCACUCAGCCAGUGGUUCACUCCAGAUGGAUUCCGGUCUCUCUUUGCACUUGUUGGCACCAAUGGUCAAGGAAUUGGAACCAGCUCCCUAAGCCAGUGGGUCCAUGCGUGUGAUGCUCUGGAGCUGAAGCCUCAGGACCGUGAGCAGCUGGACACCUUUAUCGAUCAGUUAUAUAAGGACAUCGAGGCAGCAACUGGCGAGUUUCUUAACUGUGAAGGAUCUGGCCUCUUUGUGCUUCAGAGCUGCUGCAACCAUAGUUGUGUUCCCAAUGCAGAGACCUCCUUCCCAGAAAACAACUUCCUUUUGCAUGUCACCGCCCUGGAGGAUAUUAAGCCAGGAGAGGAAAUCUGUAUCAGCUACUUAGACUGCUGUCAGCGGGAGCGCAGCCGCCACAGCCGUCACAAGAUCCUCAGGGAGAAUUAUCUUUUCGUCUGUUCCUGCCCCAAAUGCCUGGCUGAGGCAGAUGAACCCAAUGUGACCUCAGAGGAGGAAGAUGAUGAAGAGGAAGAAGAGGAUGCAGAGCUGGGGGAUGAGAUGACAGAUGUGUGAUGUGGCCUUGCCUGGAAGGGACCCUACCCAGAUUCUACCAGGAAGAGGACCUUCCUCCAGAGAAGAGACUUGGAAGGAACUCCCCACUCCUGUUGCCCGCUUUCCUUCCUUCCAGCUCUAUCUCUACCAGAGGGUAGGAGAGAGGCUCACCCCUAGCCUCCGGUCCCCUAUCAGACCUCAUGCCCUGGGCACUGCUGAGUGGCUUAGGCCCUGAGCUAUCACUGAGCCUUUCAGAACUGGCCUCCUCAGAAGUACUCCACUCUGGGGUGUAAACAGCUAGAAUCACAGUCAAGGCUUAACAGUGUUUCUUUCCUUUGGCCCGGCAGCCAUGCUUAGCUAUCCACAUGAGGCUUCACCUCUCAACUUGCUAUUGAAGAGGUAACAAAGUGGUAGAUCGGAGCAGCCUAACUUCAAUGAAAAGCAGAGAGAAGAGAUGCCCUCACAGAUCCUACUUCCCACCAUUGUAAUAAGGCAACUGCCUGACUGCUAGCCUAGCUGUAAGGGCAGGAAGGAGGAAGGGGGCAUCCAGAGCACCUUCCAGAUGGCUCCCUGCUAGAACACACAGCCAGGAGAAUGACCUUCCUCUCCCCUCCUCCGUACACCCAUCAGUUGGAUAUUGGACAUAGUAGAGAUUAACUCAUGUACCAGACUCCAGAAUAUGUUAUGUAUGUACCUUGUGCCUUGCCACUCAGGCCUGGCACAGUGACUGGCCCCAUGAGGUAUGGAAGAAGGGGCAUAUGCAGGAUCACCUCUUUUACACCCUCUUCCCAUUGAAGACUAGCAGCAGCCUGGCUGAGAUCUGGGGGUGAUGGACCUGUGCUCCUUAACUCAGGGUGCUCCAGCAUCUUCCCUGAGAACCAUUAACGGGUCUGUAAGAGUCUUUCCUAGCUUCGGGGUCCAUCUUUAGGAUUUCCACAGAGGAACAUUGAACUCUUCCAGAAGUCCAGAGGAACUAAGCUAGGUACUCUAACUGUAGCCCUGCCUGUGUUCCUCUCUCCCCCUAAGGUUAAUAUUACCCCCUCUCGCUCUUGGGUUGAAUGCUGAGGGAAUUAUAACCCCAUUACUUGUAAUUCCCUCCAGCCCACAUUUCCUGGGUCUCCUCCACCCACCCUCAACCCUGCUGAGGGACCCCAGGGAGAGCAAGUGCUGCCCUAUGAGUCCUUUCCUAGAUCAUGGGGCCAGGUAGCACCUGCCUUUCUGGACUACUGGGUUCUUCAAAGCAGCCAACAUCCCCUCCCAUCCUGCCUGCCCACUGUUUUCAAUAAAGUGUGAGUAGUGA
Messenger RNA from Erinaceus europaeus (western European hedgehog), 2571 nucleotides. It is a transcript of the gene SMYD5, whose product is annotated as SMYD family member 5. Gene Ontology annotation, molecular function: histone H4K20 methyltransferase activity; protein binding. The transcript has 13 exons. The record is from RefSeq and is a predicted model, not a curated record. The coding region runs from base 51 to 1292 and encodes 413 amino acids. NCBI's taxonomy places the organism in Eukaryota, Metazoa, Chordata, Mammalia, Eulipotyphla, Erinaceidae.